This is a messenger RNA of Penicillium psychrosexuale, 216 nucleotides long. RefSeq lists its product as uncharacterized. The record is from RefSeq and is a predicted model, not a curated record. The transcript has 2 exons. The coding region runs from base 1 to 216 and encodes 71 amino acids. NCBI's taxonomy places the organism in Eukaryota, Fungi, Ascomycota, Eurotiomycetes, Eurotiales, Aspergillaceae.
AUGACUGUUGCCAAGUAUGACGAGGACUAUCUCAAGCACCCGAGCGAUAAGGAGCAUAACAUGCAACCCAUAACAACUGUCUCUUCAGGGUUGCAGCCCGCCUCAAUGACAUUCGAGCACAUGAUAGCUGUUGAUGAGCAGCCCAAGAAUGUGUUGAGUUGGGCUGCCGGAGCUACCAUUAUCUGGAAUCAUGACACAUCCGAACUUAUCGGGUAG